Molecule: messenger RNA, 1290 nt
Organism: Colletotrichum scovillei
Lineage: Eukaryota; Fungi; Ascomycota; Sordariomycetes; Glomerellales; Glomerellaceae
Exons: 1
Coding region: 338-1135 (265 amino acids)
Source: RefSeq, a predicted model, not a curated record
GCCAUCGCCAACCAGUUGCCGUUCGCCGGCUUUCCUCGUCAUCAGGGUUUCCCGAGGACCUGACAGGCUGGUGACCUUGCAGGCUGGCGAAAGUAUCACUGCCACCACCAGCGUCAUCCUCUCUUUCUUGUUUUCCCCUGCCAUUGUUUCUUAUCGCUCACAUCCCUCUCUGGCGCAUACGAGACAGCUUCACCUGUUCCUACAACCUGCCAAAACACCACAGCACAGCGUCUUUUGAUCACGAACAAUGCCCUCGAUCCGGCUUUGACGGCUGAACAAUAUCACACAACCGCUCCUGCAGCAUUGAAACAUCUUGCGACAAUCGCUGACCCUUACAAUGACCGACGAGGAACAAGGCAUUCAGCGCCCGGCGCAAACCUACCAGACCCCCGACUGGGAGACUCCCACGACCAACAAGCGUCGCUCGUUCUUUGAUCGCUUCGCUCCAGCGACGGCUGGCCACCAACGCGACAAUACCACCACUGCUGCUCCCACGGCGACGAACGAAGGCGGCUUCGCGAAAGAGGAUACCCAACGCUCAGAUGAUCACGCCCAUCUGACCGCUCCUGCCACCGGCGCGGCGGUUGCUACAGGCGCAACGGCAGCACCCAAGACCCAUCUCUCUCUAGCAGCUCGCUUCAAUGCUCUGCUCCCGCCACAGAAGACCUACCUCGGCCUCUCUCGAAAGCGAUUCCUUCUCUUCGUCGUCUUGCCUCUAGCGGUUCUGCUCCUGCUCAUCCUCCCUCUCGCCCUCGGUCUUGGUCUCUCUAAGCGUGGCGGAGGAAAGCAAGAUUUGCCCCUUCCGAAUAAUCAGGACGUUCACACCGGUGACCUCACGUACUAUGCCCCUGGGCUAGGCGCCUGCGGAAAGACGAGCAGCGACAGCGACAUGAUUGUCUCGGUGUCGCACUACCUGUGGGACGAUGUGCAGAGCGGCGGCAAUCCGAACAAUAACCCGCUAUGCGGCAAGAAGAUCCGCGUCCGGCGUGAUGGCGAGGGAUCGGUGGAUGUCACCGUUGUGGACCGAUGCACCGGCUGUGCGCCGACCGAUCUCGAUUUAAGCCCCGCGGUAUUCAACAAAUUGGCCAAUAAGGACGAAGGCAGAGUCACUGGCACAUGGAGUUGGUUGGACUGAGCAGGUCUGGAAGAAUGCCUGAACCGCAAGCUGGAUGGGAGUACUGCAUAAGGAACAUCCCGCCGGCCGGGAAUUUGACGAGCCAUGCGAAUAGUACGACUACGAGCCGAAGACGGAAAGAUGUUGCGCGAUGUUUGGAAUUGUUUCGAUACCCC